Messenger RNA from Ostrinia furnacalis (Asian corn borer), 816 nucleotides. RefSeq names its product gonadotropin-releasing hormone II receptor-like. The annotation marks the transcript as partial. The record is from RefSeq and is a predicted model, not a curated record. The transcript is spliced from 6 exons. Gene Ontology annotation, biological process: G protein-coupled receptor signaling pathway; cellular response to hormone stimulus. Gene Ontology annotation, molecular function: peptide binding; G protein-coupled receptor activity. NCBI's taxonomy places the organism in Eukaryota, Metazoa, Arthropoda, Insecta, Lepidoptera, Crambidae. Gene Ontology annotation, cellular component: plasma membrane.
AUGGCUCUAGCAGAAACUACACUCAAAACAAUGUCUGGUGUUCACGGGCUUUUAGUCAAAAGCAAUGGAGAUCUAUCUCUUAAGCUAGUGCUAACUUCAGUGGGUGCUAUUUUUAUACUUUCAAUUUUACGGUUAAUUUCUUAUGCCCACCUAAAGCUCACAAUCCUGUGCUUGAUCAAUCACUUCUCUUUGUUUCAGAGCCUGGUCUUCCGCGUGAUGACGCACCCGAAGGUGCCAGAGUUCCAGCAGUGCGUCUCCUUCGAAGCCUUCGCCAGUCAGCACCAGGAGUUGGCCUACAACGUCUUCUGUCUUUGCGCCAUGUACUUCCUCCCACUGAUGAUCAUCACCGUCUGCUAUGCUUGUAUCUUCUAUGAGAUCUCAAAGAAUAGCAAGGAGAAUUCUGAAAAGCACCAGCAGUCCGACCACAGCAGAGUGAUGCUGAGGAGAUCAGACCAGAGGCCGCUGGCGAGGGCUCGUCGGAGGACGCUAAGGAUGACCGUCACCAUCGUCACAGUCUUCGCUUGCUGCUGGCUGCCAUAUGCCACCAUGACUCUAUGGUACAUGCUGGACCGUCAGUCGGCAGAGCACGUGUCAGCCAGGUUGCAGGAUCUGUUCUUCAUCAUGGCGGUAUCCAACUCCUGUAUGGACCCCCUGGUCUAUGGGACAUACACCCUGGAUCCGAGGACUCUCACACGGACAGCGAGGAAGAUCUUUUGCAUACACGCUCCACAUUCUGAGAUACCUGGUAUCUCGGGGCCCGAGCUUUUGAAGAGCAAAAUACAAGGCAACGACAUUUCAUGCCAUCAUCAUGAUCAU